Messenger RNA from Tyto alba (common barn owl), 3906 nucleotides. It is a transcript of the gene LARP1B, whose product is annotated as La ribonucleoprotein 1B. Gene Ontology annotation, biological process: positive regulation of translation; mRNA stabilization. Gene Ontology annotation, cellular component: cytosol; cytoplasmic stress granule. Gene Ontology annotation, molecular function: RNA cap binding. The record is from RefSeq and is a predicted model, not a curated record. NCBI's taxonomy places the organism in Eukaryota, Metazoa, Chordata, Aves, Strigiformes, Tytonidae. Bases 36 to 3119 code for a protein of 1027 amino acids. The transcript has 19 exons.
CCCGGCUGGCGGCCCCUCGCGGCGGGCGGCCGGGCAUGUCCGCGGCGCAGGUGGCGGCGGCGCCCGCCGAGCGGCGGGGCUGGAAGGCUGAGGGCGGCGGCCCGGCGGGCGACCGGCCCCGGCAGCCGGAGCCCGGCUCGCCCCGCGGGGAGGAGGCCGCGGAGGAGGGCGGCCGGCGGCGGGCGGCGGUGGAAGCCCCGCCGCCCAAGGAGAACCCGUGGACGAGGCGCAGACCCACGCGGGAGAGCCCCUCUCCACCCGCGGCCGACGGGCAGCUCCACCCGCAGGACCCAGAACUAGAAAAUUCUACUAAAAUUAUAAAAGCGGCAAAACCCAGGACAAGGAAAUGCAGCAAGGCUGGUGAUUUUGGUGAUAUAGCAAACUGGCCAACACCAAGUGAAAUAGCAAACAAUGAAUGUAAGACACUAAGUCACAGUAAGAAGCCAACAAAUAAAAGAGAAAAGGAGGAGAAAUCUGAUCAAAAAAGCAAUAAUGGAAUCAGAGACAACCUGGAGGCAAAGCCAGAUGGUCCAGGAGAUAAUAUUAGCGAAGAUGAAGCUCAGAGUAAUAACCAAAGGAAAAAAGGUAACAAGCAGAAAUGGGUGCCACUUCACUUGGAUGAUGUAAGGUCAGACAGUCAAGAAAGACCAGGCUCUCGGACUAGCUCAAGAUUUCUGCUGGAAACAAACAAGUUAAUACCUCAUAACAACAGACGGAAUGAGACAAGAAAUUGGCGUCGUGAUAAAGAAAAGAGGGAUGAUCCUGAUGAAGUGUGCAGCGUGAGAAGUGAGGGUGGCGGUGUUCGAGGAUUCUCCAGAGGGCGAGGAAGAGGUAGAGGCAGAGGAAGAGGACGAGGCAGAGGAAACCCUAGAAUGAACUUUGAAUAUUCAGUUGGUUAUCAAGAACUGUAUGGUGAAGGAACUGACCAACUAUUUCAACCUGAGCUUAAUGCUAGUGUGAUGUAUUACUAUGGUGAUGGAACAGGUGUGCAGAUGUAUUCUGUGGAUGAAGCACUUCUUAAAGAAUAUAUAAAACAUCAAAUUGAAUAUUAUUUCAGCACAGAAAAUUUGGAGAGGGACUUCUUUCUGAGGAGAAAAAUGGACCAACAUGGAUUUCUGCCCAUUUCACUGAUUGCAAGCUUCCGUCGAAUGCAAGCUCUGACUACAAAUGCUGCACUCAUUUUGGAGGCUCUAAAGGACAGUACAGAAGUCGAAACUGUGGAUCAGAGGAUAAGAAAAAGGGUUGAUCCAGAGAAGUGGCCAAUUCCAGGUCCUCCUCCAUGCAAUCUGCCACCAACUGACUUUUCUCAGCUCAUCAAUUGUCCAGAAUUCAUACCAGGCCAAAUUUUUGACUCACAUACUGAGUCUGCACCAAGCUCUCCAAGACUGGGAAGCCCACUGAGUCCAAAGGAAAACACUGAAACGAGUAAUUUUCAGACAAUAUCUAAAGGAUUGUCUACAAGUUUGCCUGAUUUGGACUCUGAACCCUGGAUAGAAGUGAAGAAGAGGCAUCGUGCAUCCACAGUCAAACUAAAGGAAAGUGUUUCUAUGCCUGAUCAAACAUCAGUUCAACAACAGCCACCACCACCUCCAGAGGAACAAGAACAAGAAGAACUUGACUUUUUGUUUGAUGAAGAGAUGGAACAAAUUCAAGGUCGGAAGAGUAAAUUUACUGAUUGGUCAGACAGCGAUUCCGAUUAUGAAAUUAAUGAUCAGGACAUAAACAAGAUUUUAAUUGUAACACAGACACCACCAUAUAUGAGAAAACAUACUGGUGGAGAUCGUACUGGCAACCAUGUAUGCCGUGCAAAAAUUACAUCAGAGCUUGCUAAAGUUAUCAAUGAUGGCUUAUACUAUUAUGAACAGGAUUUGUGGAUGGAGCAGAGUGAAAAUGACACUAUGAUGAAGCAAGAGAUUGAGAACUUUAAGAAGCUAAAUCUCAUUAGUAAGGAAGAAUUUUAUAAUAUUGCACCAGAACCAAUUGCUCAUCCAACCCAAGAAGUUCCUCCAGGGUUACAGAAAGAUUUAGCAGAGGAGCUGGCUUGUGACUUGAUAAGUACUGAAGUACCUCCAACGGCAGCAAUAGCUCGAUCACUGCCCACAGCAGUUCCAGAUUCCCACUGUGUUCACCCUGGCUUCACCCCACGAACACCUCGCACCCCGAGGCUACAGGAUCCCAACAAAACACCCAGGUUCUACCCUGUUGUUAAAGAAGCACUAUCCAUUGAUGUAAAGACUGCAAGAAAAAGAAAAACACGACACAGUACAAAUCCUCCCUUAGAAUGCCACGUUGGUUGGGUAAUGGAUUCCAGAGACCACAGGCCAAGAACUUCUUCUGUGAGCAGUUCCAAUGCUUCACCUUCAGAAGGAGCUCCACUAGCAGGAGGUUACGGGUGUACCCCAAAUUCGCUUCCAAAAUUUCAGCACCCUUCUCAUGAACUGUUAAAGGAAAAUGGCUUUACUCAACAGGUGUACCACAAAUAUCGUCGAAGGUGUCUAAUGGAGAGGAAACGGUUGGGAAUUGGCCAGUCCCAAGAAAUGAACACACUUUUUCGUUUCUGGUCCUUCUUUCUGAGAGAUCACUUUAACAAGAAAAUGUAUGAAGAGUUCAAACAACUUGCUCUAGAUGAUGCAAAAGAACACUACAGGUAUGGAUUGGAAUGCUUGUUUAGAUUUUACAGCUAUGGCCUAGAAAAGAAAUUCAGGCAAGAAAUAUUCAAGGAUUUCCAAGAAGAAACAAAGAGAGACUAUGAAGCUGGUCAGCUAUAUGGACUGGAAAAAUUUUGGGCUUAUCUAAAAUACUCUCAGCACAAGACUCCAGCCGUUGACCUCAAACUGCAAGAAUACCUUAGUAAAUUUAAGAGACUGGAGGACUUCAGAGUGGAUCCUCCUAUUAGUGAAGAAUCUGUCAGGAAGAGACGGGUUGCUGCAACAGGUGAGGAUUCAGGUCAUCGCAGACAUCAGUCUAACCCUUCUAAAACACUUGUUGCUGCUAAGCCCACAGCUGCCUGUCAGUCCCUGGCACAGGGAAAUGUUACCACUGGGAAUACUGUGCGAGCAUCCGUAGGCCGAAACAAUGCUGCCACAAAAUUUAUAGAAAGUGAUGUACCAGAAAAAUAGACUUAAGGUGAGCUCAUGCCCUUGAGAAUCAACUUUACAUCAGUCUCUUAAUUUGGAGAUCUUCAAGGCCAGCCGGUCUAAUACAUGAUUAAAAACACAUAAGAAGACAACGGAUUGGAUUAUCUUUUUUUUUUCACAGGAUUUAGUUCCAAAACACUUACCCUAGGAGAGUUGCUCUUGGUUUUGGGAUCAUCGGAAGGAUCCUAGGGACGAUUCUUUGGCUUCACGAUUGCUUUCCUCAAGCUUUUGUUUACAGAGAACCGCAUUCCUUGCAUAUGCAAAAAAUACUUUGGGGAUGCCUUACAUUUCAGCUCGUAUUUCUUAAAAAAGGUAUGACAUACCCAUGUUAUUUACUGUGCUUUCUUUACCCAGAUUUUCCCAUUAUGUGUAUUUUACCAAAGCAAAAAAGAUCAUUAUAUGUAGAAUUUUUAAUAUAAAGGAAGGAUCUAUGUGAUUGGUUUGCUCUUGAAUCUAACUAUUAAAAAGUAUGGUUUUGUGCAAAAGCACACUCGAGAAUGUGCAGCUGUAUAUGAAACUGCAUUUCUGGAUUUUAUUUAAAGACAUAGUUUCUAUUUUUUUCAGGGUCUCCAUAGUUAGUAUUUUACUGAGUUUGAGUGGACAUAACUGGGAUAGCUUUGCUGAUAAUUUCCUUCAGUACUGGUUCUUAAUAACUCAAGCAACAGAAAAAUACAGGGGAAAAUGGAUCUGUUGAUUUCAUAGUGUCAUAAAUCGAUGUACAGUAUCUACAGUUUGUGCAGGUUGUUAAUAUAGGAAACUAUUCAAAUUA